Racocetra fulgida is the source of this 328-nucleotide messenger RNA. NCBI's taxonomy places the organism in Eukaryota, Fungi, Glomeromycota, Glomeromycetes, Diversisporales, Gigasporaceae. The record is from the annotation of a GenBank genome assembly.
GCUAACCGUAUAAUGGCUGAUAAUAGUGGUAUUCACCAUGGCAAACAAACUGGUCCAUCUCAUUUUGGCGCUACCGACAUUCCUCUUCCUACAUCAAAUACAGAUGAUUUUCAAACAGUUUAUGUUAAUCCUAAGAGUUUUGGAUAUUUUAAAUUCAAACUACGGGGGGCUUUUGCUGAAUUAUUGGGCACUUUUGUCUUUGUCACAUUCGGCAUUGGUAGCAUUGCCCAGGCCAAGCUCGGAGACGCCUUUUUAGCUGCAGCGGUAGUUUUUCUAAAUUAUCAUACUGCAAUUGUUGAAUUUGGUGGUGGCAAGCUUAGUGUUAAAG